CAUGAACCCAGUAGAGGAAAUGGAAGAUGCAGUAAGAGACUCAAACCAUACCAUAGCCAGGAGCGCUGCAAGGUUUUAGUCAGUUCCACCAGGAGAGUACAGAUCAGUCUGUUACUGAAAGAGAAGGGGACUCAGACAUCCUCAGAAGUGAGAGAUCAGCUGAAAUCACCCCUGAGUGUGAAAACAGCCUGUAAUAAGUCAUUUCUGUUGCCUGACCACUCUGAAGAGGAUGGACAGGAGAAGAUUUUACAGAAGAAUGGACAGAUAUCCAACAUCAAUGGCAUAGCAGAAGAGCAAGUGGAGCUGAACCUACAGCCAGGGGAGUUGAAUGGACAGCAGGCAGAAGUAGCUGUAAUUGAUGUUGGACAAAGAGAACCUACAGAUGUGAUUGUAAAAGAAGAGCUACCUGAAAAUAUGGAAGCCAUGCCACCAGAAUCAACUGAUAAGGAUGGUGUGGAAGAUGUACAGAAGGAUGUUCAAGAAGCUAAUGAACAAUUGCAAUCAGAAGAAGACAAUGUAGAAGAGCUAGAACAACCCAGUGAGUCUCAGGCUAAUGAUGUUGGAUUUAAAAAGGUUUUUAAAUUUGUUGGAUUCAAGUUUACUGUUAAAAAAGAUAAGACAGAAAAGUCUGAACCGGUUCAGCUACUGACCGUAAAAAAAGAGGAAGCAGAAAUGGCAGCAAAUGGAGCAGGAGAUCAUAAAGAAGUUGAGCUAGAAAAGGUAGAGGAAGCGACACCAAGUGAAGUGAUUCUCUCUGCAGAAAAGACUGAAGAAGAAGAACCAAUCAGUGAGGAAGGGAAAGAUGAAUCUCCUCCUGAAAAGGCAGCAGAAAGCCCUAGUGAGGAAGCUGAAGGAAAUGAAGAGGCAGAAGGAAGAAAAGAACCUAGCAAGUCACCCGAGUCUCCAACAAAUGCAUUAGUUAAUGAAACUGCAUCACCACUAAGAAAAUUCUUUACUCAGGGUUGGGCUGGGUUUAGGAAAAAGACAAGUUUUAGGAAGACUAAAGAGGAUGAGCAGCAGACUUCUGAGAGGGGAAAACAAGAGCAAGAAAAAGAUGUUGCAGAGAUCCCAUUAGAAACAAGUGAGGAGAAAACUGAGAGAGAAAAGGAGGAGCAAGAAGGGAAAGUGACAGAGAUCCCAGUAGAGAUCCUAGCAGAAGCAAGUUUGAAGGAAGAAAGUAUUCCUUCUGAACAGCCACUUCCACAACAGACCAUUGAAAGUGUAAACAAGGAAUCUGAAAUACUCUGUGAAGAAAAAGGAGAUCUUUCCCCUGAAGAAAUAUCAAAACCAGUGAAAGAAGGUAAAAUAUCCCCAGAAGAAAAAAAUGAAAUACACUUUGAAGAGAAAUCUGAACUAGCAGAAUUAGAAGAAUCUAAAGGAAAAUCCAAAGAAGGGUUUGAAACUGUUGUUCCAGUGGCAAUAGAAGUGUUUGGUGAAAAAAUUGAGAAGUCUGAACCAAUAGCUCCACUAGCAAGUGAAAUCUUUGAUGAAAAGAUAGAGACAGAGGUAGAAGUUCAUGUUAGCACUAUAGAAGUUAAAACAAAUGAGAGAGAACAGAUGUUGUCUUCAGCUUCUGAGCAAUCAGUUGAAGGAGAUGGUGAGAUACAAAGAAUUGAACAGUUGAAGGCCAAAGAAACAGUAGAGAUAAUAGUGGACGAUCAUGUCAAGCAAAUAGAACCAAGCCCUGAAGAUGCAGCUGCAUGUAAACCUCCAGAAGGUAUCACAAAUGAGGUUGAACUGUUGUCCUCACAAGAAAGAGCCAAAGUGCAAGGCAGCCCCUUAAAGAAACUUUUUACUGGUACUGGUUUAAAGAAACUUUCUGGAAAGAAGCAUAAAGGAAAGAGAGAAGAAACUAAGCCAGGGGAACAAGCAGAACAAAUUCAACAUUUAGCUGAUUCCCCAGAAAGUCCAGAAGAACAAAAAGCAGAGAGCUCUGCCUCUUCACCUGAAGAAUCAACAGAGCCUCCUUCGGUGGAUAAAGCCAUAGAUGUAACACAGCUCACUGAAACAGAAGAAGGAGUAACUUCAGAUGUAGAGAGGAAAAGAGAGUGUGUUACUCCUUGGGCAUCGUUUAAAAAGAUGGUGACUCCUAAGAAACGUGUCAGAAGGCCUUCUGAAAGUGACAAAGAAGAAGAAAUUGAUAAGGCAAAGAGUGCUACCUUGUCUUCUACUGAAAGUGCAGUCUCUGAAAAUCAAGAAGAAACUAAAGUAAAUGGUGAGGAGCAGAAGCUAGAAAAAAGCACAGAAGAGCCAAAACGAAAGGUUGAUACUUCUGUAUCAUGGGAAGCCUUAAUUUGUGUAGGCUCCUCCAAGAAAAGAGCUAGGAAAUCAUCCUCUUCUGAUGAGGAAGUAGGACAGAGGCUUGCUCAAGAAGGUCAAAAAAUAGAUGACAUUGGACAAAGCAAUGAAACUGCACCAGACCCUAUCCUAACUAGUUCCCAAGAAAGUGAUCAAGGACAAGGAAGUUCCUCACCAGAACAAGCUGGAAGUCCAUCUGAAGGAGAGGGUGUUUCAACCUGGGAAUCAUUUAAAAGGCUAGUCACUCCAAGAAGAAAAUCCAAAACCAAAAUGGAAGAGAGAACUGAAGAAUCUGUGUUAGUUUCCAGCAUAGAACAUUCUACUUCAGAUGGUGAACCUGGAAAAGAAGAAACAUGGGUUUCAUUUAAAAAAUUAAUACCUGGUCGUCGGAAGAAAAAGUCUGAUGGGAAGCCAGAACAAGCUUGUGUUGAGGAAGCUGGAGAAGAAAUGACAGAAACCAAUGAAGAAGACUCCGAUGUUCCAGCUGUUGUUCCUUUAUCUGAGUAUGAAGCAGCUGAACAAGAAAAAAUUGAAGCCCAACAAGCAACACAAGCUGAGGAAAUAAGGGAAGGAACUUUAGAUGAAAAGAGAGCUGAAAAAUUAGAAGAUACCUUAAUUAUUGAGCAAUCUAAUGAAGGACUGGUUCAUGCAGUUACUGUGACUGUUGUAGAAGGGGAGAGAGCAGUAACUAGUAUAGAAGAAAGAUCACCAUCUUGGAUAUCUGCUACGGUGACCGAGUCCAUUGAACAGGAAAAAGAUGAACAACAACCAACUGAACAGAUAUUUAAAACUGAAGUUGCUGUAGAAGAGAAAGUGGUGGUUACUAAAACUUUGCCAGAGUUGAGUAAGGAUGUUAGUGAUGAUACUAUAGUAAGUGAACUGGAGUUAACUUCAGAAGCAUUGACAGCACUAGAAGAGGCAACAGAAGUUUCCUGUGGUGAAGGAGCAAUAGAGAUGUCUGUUGCAGAGGAGACGACUGAGAUGGUUUCUGCAGUGUCACGGUUAACGGAAUCCCCAAACACUACGGAAGAAGUUACACCUGUGCAGGAGAUGGAAGGGACUGAACAAAAUUUAGAAGAAUUAAAUAAACAAACACAGGAAAUUCUUGAGGAAGUUGUAGAAAGAGUGAAGCUGUCAGAUGAAGCACAGAUAAGCAAAAGAACUGUGACAGGAGUCCUUACUCAAUCAGUACAGAAAAUUGGAUCUGAAAAGAAAGAUGAAGCUAAUGAAGUUAAAAACAUGUGUCAAGAAACUGUGUUGGCUAAACAGUCCUUAAAGAAAGAGGAACCUGAAGAGACUGACAUUCAACACAUGGUAACUGUAGGAAGUGUUCAAGGCAGAAAUGAAGCUCAUGAAAGUGUUCCACAGGAAAUGUCAGAGAUGGGUGAAAAGUAUGCUGUGAUGAAGGAACACACAGGAGAAGCUAAAAGUCUGGAUAGAUUGGCAGAUAGAAGUCAGUUACAAGAAACCGAACAAUCAUUUGUAGAAAGACAUGAAGAAACACUUACUAAAGUAGAAGGAAUUCCAGAGAAAUAUAAAUUGAAAGAGGAGGAAUUUUACAGUAGUGUCGCAGUAACUACCAAGGCAGGGCCUGAAGUGAAAGCUGAGUAUGUAUCAGUAGAAGAACCACAAGAAAUCUCAACUGAAGAGGCUGAAGUAAAGUUAAUAGAAAUAACUCCAGGUGAAAUCAUAGAUGAAGGUUCUCCAGAACUGGAUGGAUCUGUAAUUGAAAUACAUGAUGCAAAGCUUGAGUUUUCCCAGGAAUUUAAGCAAGCGGUGGACAUGGUGCCUAGCUUACAAUCAAAAUGCAUGCAAGUAACUGUAACAGAAGCCCCUUUGCAGAGUGAUGUAACUGAAACCCCUAUUCAAAGUGAGACAGAAAAUGCCAUGCUCACGUUGGAAUCAAAAUGUAGAGAAGCAGUUGCAGCUGAGUCCCACUGUUGGCCUGAGGGGACGGACAUCCCAGUACAGAGUGAAGGGGAAGAUGCCAAGGAGGCCUUAGAACCAACUUACCCAGAAGCUCUUGCAAGUGAGAUUCCUGUGAAGAAAGAGGUGGAAGAUGCCGUGUUUACCUUAGAAUCAGAAUGCACUGAAGUACUUUCAUUGGAAGCUCCUGUGCAGAAUUGUGUAACUGAGGCCUCUACACAAAGAGAGGGGCAAGAUGCUAUGUUUAAUGAAGAAUCAAAGGGCAUAAAGGUCAUGGCACAGAGUGAAGUGACUGAGGCCACCAAGCAGAGUGAAGUGGAAGGAACUGUUCUUGAAGGAGUGAUGCAGAGUGAGGUGAUCAAGGCUCCUGUGAAGGAGGUGGUGAAAGAUGCCGUGCUUACCUUAGAAUCAGACUGCACUGAAAUAGUUUCACCUGAGGCUCCAAUGCAGUGUGACCUGGCUGAGGCCUCUGAACAGCGUGGGGUGGAAGAUGCUGUGCAGACUGUAGAACAAGAAUGCACAAAAACACUUGCAACUGAGGCCCCCAUGCAAAGCGAGGUGCGAGAUACCGUACCUCUCUUGAAAGCAAAAUGCACAAGCACAAUUGCUACUGAGGCUACAAUGCAGACUGACAUGGAAGAAAUUGCCACUAAGGCUACAGUGCCGAAUGAGGAUGAGUCUGUACUUAACAUAGGAUCUAAAUGCAAAGAAAUAACUGCAAUAGAAACCAGCAUGAAGAGUGAGGGCAGUGAGAUCUCUAUGCAGAGUGAGGUGGAAGGUGCCUUGUUUUCCUUAGAAUCCAAAUGCAAAGAGGCAGUUGUAACUGGAGAUGCCAUGCAGAGCGUGGUGAUUGAGUCCCCUGUGACAAGAGAGGCAGAAGGUGCUGUGCUUACCGUUGAAUCAGAAAGCACUGAAGCGGUUGCAUCUGAGGCCCCCAUGCAGAAUGAUGUAGAAGAUGCCCCAUGUAAUUUACAGCUGGCAGUUGUAAAUGAGGCCUCUGUGCAGAGCGACAUGUGUCCUAAGGAACUGCCUGUGCAUGGAAAGGGAGGUGAAGAGGAGGCCAUGGAAGCAAAGCAAACACUUCUGCUGACUGCAACAAAUUCAAGUUGCAGUCAGAGAGAGGAAAUCAAGUCUGAGCUAAUGAGGGAAAUAGAAAAAGAUUUGCUGCUUGAAUCUGGAAAAUUGGAAGUUGCAAGUGGUGAUAAACUUUAUUCGACUCCCAUGCAGCAAGAGAUUUUAGCUGUGCAGCUGGAAGCUACUGGUUCACCCAUUCCUAGCAUUGAAAGCUCUGAGGCUCAAAAAGCAUCCGUACAGCUGAUUACAGCUGCAGCAGUUGAAGAACAAAUUGUUGCAGAAACUGUGGCACCUAUGGAAACCCCAGCUGAAACUUUAGAAGCUGUGCCUGAGAAACUGUCCUCUGAACUAGUCCAAGGAACUACCAUUGCUCAUUCAGAAUUUGGGGCUACAGUCAGUAGGAGUGAAGAAACAGUGUCGGUAUCAGAGAUGAGCAUCACAACAGUGGAUGGAAAGACUGAGACAGCAACAAGCUCCACAACACACGAUAAAAUAGUUUCUCAAGAUAAAAAAAGCCCAAGUCUAACCCACAUAGAAUUUGAAAAAGAUGUUGUUCAGUCUGUCACCAUAGAAUCACAGAGUACAAAAAUUGUAUUAAAGAUAAUUCAGACUGCCGUUGACAAACUCGAAAAUACAGAAGAGCCAGCUGCUGUGUCACAGAAGCAGAUGGAAUCAACAGAUGGAAGCCAAAAAGAUAUAAAUAUAUAUGGAGUUCAGGAUAGCAUACAGGCGGAUCAGCAGCUUCUUGUAAAAGGUGGAGACACAAUAGAGGAUAAAGAACGAGAGUUCCAGCAACCAAGUAUAAUCAAACCUAUUUUAACACAGUCUGCAGAGAAACAGGCUACUGUACAACAAACAGAAGAUGUGCCAUUAAUUUCUGGUAUGUCAAAAGAGGGAGAAAUUCAGGAUUCAGGAAAAAUUGUGCCGGUUCCUGAAGAUCUUUCAAGUGAAAGUUUAGGGGCUCAAAAAUCAGCAAUGUAUAUGACCGUUUCAGAAGACUUAUCUAAAUCUAAAGAGACAACAACAAAUGACCAACCAAAGCUAAAGGAAGAAGCCGCAGGGCUGACUGUGAAAACCCAAGAGAAAUGCCAGUCUGUGGAAGACAUGAAGACACAUAGAGAAGAUGUAAAUUAUCAAGAAUACACCUCUUGUGAGAGUCCACAAUCAAAGACCGAGCUCACCAAAUCUUGAGGCCUAAUCAGUUCCAUUAAAUGUGUGUGUUACGUUUGGAGAUACCAGAAUAUGAAGAAGGCAAGAGCAGAAUGUGGAAUCUGCUGAUUGGUCUGUAGACCAAUGUAAGUUUCUGAAUUGUGAGACUAGACAGACCAUCAAUAUCUGUGUUAUUCCUUGAGAGCAGCUGACAAUCCUGAGACAACAUCAGGAGCUUUAGUCAUCACCCUCUACUCUUGGAUGUUAACAUUUCCUCUUUUCAAGACUUCUUUAUUUUUGUUUGAUAAAAUUAUGAAAAAGUGAUGUCUGAUUUAAAUGCCUAUUGGCAAUGCCCAGUCUCUAUUGUUCCAGAUUUCCCCCUACUAAAAUGCUUCCAAAACUGGAGUGUAAUUCUUUGUGUAUUUAUAUAUAUAUAUAUAUCAUAAACCCAGUUCUGAUUUUAAUGUAUAUUUUUUUCAUCUUAUGAUUUUUGAAAAUGCAAAAUGAUAUACAUUUGCAUCACAAUAUAUGAGACUAAGUGCAUGUGACCAUGGUGAAGCACUGAGAGAGCUACAGCUGGCCACAAAUUAUCUUCAUUAAAUUUAGGCAGGUGUUCCACUUAGUGGAUGGAGAUAAGAACUGAUAAAUUUAAGACAUUGUGCUAGUUGUUCCUGCUUCCAUAAAAGAACAUUCAUGGUCAAAAAGUACAAUUCUUAUUUGGAAACCUACUAAUGUAAAUUAUUAGGCAGAAGUUAAUUUUGCAUUUACCUCUGUAGGGAGUACACUAUAAAUUGUAUUGAAAGCAUUUAAAGUUCACUUUAUUCCAGUUUGAUUUUUUCUGAAACCACCUCGGUGGAAGCUAGAAGUCCUAAAGAGUUACAAAUAUAUGCAUUUCAGAUUCUAUUGCAGCCUUGCAAUGGCAAUUUCAAUAAAUUAUUGUGCUUAAAUCGAAUUGAAAAAAGGCUAUUUUAGCAUUAGGAAGAAAAGGAUUGUUGUUGUUGUUUUUGCAUUUUACUGUUCCCUGUCUCCUUGAGCCACACACAUGCCAUGAAAUGAGACAUUCUUGAAAAAAAAUGUUUUGAUAGAUACUGGAUUAUGUCCACCCCAUAUUUGUGCCCACUUCUUUUUAGAACAGUGUGUUUCAUUAUGCUCAUGUACAUUUGGCAGAUUGUGAUUUCUGAAAAUGAUUUAAAUAAAAUAUUUGCCUAUACUUAGCUCUGUUGGUUUUAAUUAAGAGUUGGCAAACCUGGAACAAAAUAUUUCUCCAUUUUUUUUUUUUUUUAGGUGUAAAAUCGCAGGCUUGACAUUAAAUAACU
Pelodiscus sinensis (Chinese soft-shelled turtle) is the source of this 7763-nucleotide messenger RNA. The record is from RefSeq and is a predicted model, not a curated record. Lineage: Eukaryota; Metazoa; Chordata; Testudines; Trionychidae.